CCACUGAAAUUCACCUCAAGCACCGGAUGUUUGGUAGAACAACCUUUGAAACCAACUUAUUACGGUCAAGGAGUAAAAACAGCAUUACAAACAAGUGGAUUAAGCAGGAGCAGGCUAUGGGAAGAUCAGGGACGUACGACGGGGGAAGUUGCGGCUCGCGCCAGUGAAGAGGAAAUAAUCACAAUGCUGCCUUCUCAUGAAUCAUUAAGUAGCCCCAUGCCUCUUAGCUCGACUCAAAACGCUGCAUUUUCAUCUAUGGGUCUGAAAGGGUGUUUUUUGACAGCAGUAUUACUGCUGAUAAGCAAGACUCUGCCAGCUGAUCAAGUACUGAGACAAGCAUCCUGAGCAGCAGCUACACAGCAGCACUAGUCACUAUGAGCAGUGGCAGUCAGUAGCAGCAGCACUAACAGCAGAAGCAGCAGCAACAGCAACUCUCUCGUGCCUUUUUUCUUCUUCUUUGUGUAGUUAUAAUCUGUUCUGAGAUCAACGGCCAGGGAAGACGGGACAAGUGGAUCAGGGCUGAUAGCUGUCAUCAAAACAACCCCAAACGCAGACCUGGCUGCCCACAUGCCGAUCGAAUUUGUUUGCAAAAUCAAAUUUGCAGAGGAGGAUGAGAAGCAGAAAGGCAAACAGGAUGGGGACAAGGAGAGUCUGAUUGAGGAGAGCUGCACUCCUCCAGCUAAGGACCUGGUUGGCUUUGCCAACUCCAGCUCUCUCCAUGGGAUUAACCACAUCUUUGUCUCGGGGCGCCUGGGCAUUCGGCAGACCCUCUGGGCACUUGCCCUUUUGGCUUCUCUGGCACUCUUUUUGUACCAGGCAGCAAAGUGUGCCAUCUCAUACCUGGAGCACCCUCACGUCACGGCUUUGAAUGAGGAAGCAAGCCCUGAGAUGGUCUUUCCUGCUGUGACCAUCUGCAACAUCAACCGCUUUCGUUUCUCUGCUCUCACCGAUGCCGACAUCUACCACCUGGCUAACCUCACAGGUCUACCUCCAAAAAACCGAGAUGGCCACAAGCCCACUGAUUUGGACUAUCCUGCGCCCGACAUGCAGGACAUCUUCAACCGGACGGGACAUCAGCUGGAUGAGAUGCUGAAGAGCUGCAACUUCAGUGGACAGAACUGCUCUGCCGAGGACUUCUCUGUGGUCUAUACAAGAUAUGGAAAAUGCUACACUUUCAAUGGGAACAAGUCGACGUCCAGGAAAACCAAGCAAGGUGGAAUGGGAAAUGGGCUGGAGAUAAUGUUGGAUAUUCAACAGGACGAGUAUCUCCCCAUCUGGAAAGAGACAAAUGAGACGUCGUUAGAGGCAGGGAUCCGCGUGCAGAUCCACAGCCAGGAUGAGCCUCCCUACAUCCACCAGCUGGGCUUCGGAGUCUCCCCGGGAUUCCAGACCUUUGUUUCAUGUCAGGAACAAAGGCUGACCUACCUGCCCCAGCCCUGGGGGAACUGCCGCUCCACCAGCGACCAGAUGAUCCCGGGAUAUGACACCUACAGCAUCAGUGCCUGCCGCCUGCGCUGCGAGACCAGGGAGGUGCUCCGGGAAUGCAACUGCAGGAUGGUACACAUGCCUGGAACUGCUGAUAUUUGCACUCCCAGUAACAUCAAGUGUGUGGACAAGGCGCUUGCCCUUCUCCAGAAGAGCACUGGGGACAGCUGUCCCUGUGAGACACCAUGUAACCUGACCCGCUACGGCAAGGAGCUCUCCAUGGUCAAGAUCCCCAGCAAGGGCUCCGCUCGCUACCUGUCCAGGAAGUACGACAAGUCUGAGGAGUAUAUCAGAGACAACUUUCUGGUGUUGGAUAUCUUCUUUGAGGCUCUUAACUAUGAAACAAUUGAACAAAAGAAAGCGUACGAUGUUGCAGGUUUACUAGGUGACAUUGGAGGCCAGAUGGGCUUGUUCAUUGGAGCCAGUAUUUUGUCCAUUUUAGAAAUAUUGGAUUAUGUUUACGAGGUGAUAAAGCACAGGCUGCAGCGUCUGCUGAGGCCACAGAAGGAUGAGAAGAAACAACAAACGACCACUGUUGCCACUGUGGAUCUGCAAGAUAUGAAAGCCAAUAAGGAGUCCAGUGACAUGACCAGAAGUCACCCAGAAGGAGCCUACGCCAAUACGAUUCUACCGAAUCACCAUCUCCCCCACCACCAAGGACAGCCACAUGGAGUGUUUGAGGACUUUGCCUGCUAGACUCAGUGGCCAUCUUUCCACCCUGAUGACAAUAAAAUGACAAUAAAAUAUGUCCUCUCAGACCCUGGGACCUCAGUUCUAUACCUUUCUUGCUGUCACCAGUGGAAAAAGCUACAGCCAAAGUCGAACACCAAACCUGUGCUGCUAAUAGACCACUUGUAUGUAAGCACAGAUUGGACCCCACAGUACUGUCCGGCUGGAGACGCCCACCUUCGAUCCCUAUUCUGGUUAUUUUGGUACAUGGUCACCACAUGGGAACAAGACAAGGACUGCAUGUCAUCUUGAGCCAUCUUGAUAUACUCACCUCAAAUAUCUUGAUGUAUGUACCACUCUUAAUCUUGUUUCCACCAAACUAUUUGUCAAUAAGUUCUCACUUACUAUUUUGAAUCAUAUCAUUGUAAAUGAUGUAAUUAUUUACUGAGAUAUUAUAAUUUCCCCUUUAUAUUGUAUACAAGAUGAGACUCGAUAAGACAAGUGGUCAUAUUCAAUCUAACCAUUAUAUAGAGAUAUCAGCAAACAAAAUCAGAGAAGAUAUUACACUGAUCUUUUAGCGAGUUAAACCCCUACUACACUUACUUUGAUGAUAGGGCCCGUACUAUAUACACACACUGUGUCUCGUUUAUAGUAAAGGUGUGUUAGAGAUUAGUAUUAUAUAUGUACUGUACAUGGUUCCAACCUGAGUACAAAGAGAAAGCACUGUUUUAAAUGGAUAAUGAUUCAUUUAAUAUAUAACUAAUACAAAUGUUGGUAAUUUAUUGAUAUAUUUUAGAGAAUAUUAUUUUUUAAAUAAUAUGAUUGUAGCUUCUUCUUGCUUAUUAGUGAAACCAGUCGGAAAGGUGAUGAUUGGAAUUGCAUUGCUCCAGGCAAUUAAUAUAUUUUUCAGAUUUACUGACUUGGGUAAAGGUGAAGUUCUUACAGCAAUUACGGUAUCCAAAUUAGGACAGCACUCAAAGGUAAUGAAUAACAACAAGCGUGACAUGGAUGAAUCAUUUGGGCCCUUCUGCAAAUGCUGUGGUCAUUUCAAUGACAAAGUCCCCAUUAAGGUUGCUUAAUGUUAUAUAUAUUCUAUAACAGAUGUGUGACACAAGUUUAAUGCCCCCACAGUUUAAAGCCAAAGCAACAAAUGAGAGGGUGAUUUUUUUUGGAACCAAACCAACAACCAUUCCCUUUCACUAUAUGCCAGUCCUGUGGGGAACAGUUUGUAGUUCGGCACACAUUUGCAUGUGGGAACUAUAACACACAUCGUUGAACACAUUCAACAGACUGUAGUACCUGAUCUCCUCCAUUUAAAGAAAGAGCCAGAAUAUUAUUUUCCCAAAAUCCCUGUUGGAAGUAAACUGACUUCCAAAAUAAUUGUUUUAUGUCUCCUGCACACUCUCUUGGCUUAAAUAGUGAAUUUGAUAAAGAAAAAGCUGAUCUAGGACUAAACUGCUGUCAACUCUCCUAAGUGAAACAGUCUCCGUGAAAGACCUAUCAAAGACCUUUGAGUACUAUCUGACAAUCCACUGUGGGUUUAAGACCUCCACCAUUUUGUUGGAUUUUGCUGGGUUAUUUAUUUUUACCUCGCAUUACAGCAUAUAUGAUCACAUAAAUAGAUGUCAAGAUGUUAUCAACUAUUUCUUAAUCAUUUGGUUUGUGAUCUUAAUAUUGGUAACCAUACUGUAGUCGAGUGCUCCGAGCUGUGCUUUGUUAGACAAGUCCACAAUGAAAUUACACAUUCAUCAGCGUAGAGAAUCCACUGUUGCCCAUGUCAAGUAAUCAUGGGUUUUAAACAUGGCUUUUAAGUAUUCAUAAUCAUGUGUCACUAUGACAUUUUCAAAGGUUCCCAAUCACAGUCUCUGAUGGCAUCCUGUACUGGCUCGGCAUACAAACUUUCUCCUCGGUCAUCACUAACACUAUCCUCUCCACUAAAGACAGGCCACACACACAGAUGAGAUGCUGUACAAGGGUGAAUGUGGGGUCAAAACGCAAUCUUGACGUCACUUGUUACAGUUAUCUAUAGGCGGUCAAGUAUUUAUAGAUCCAGAAAAGCCUAACCAGUCUGUCUCUACAGCGAAAUGUAUUUGCUAUGUGUAUAGCAUACAUGUACAUGUCUGAGAAUGUGUCCAUGGAAUUCAGAAAGAAUUUGGUAUGUAAUAUUACAACUAGUAUGGGCAAAUUACAACAACACCUGUGCAUAUUACUGUGGAACUAAAUGGUUGCUGUAGAGCUGACCUUGCCUGAUUCCCCCCUUGACAACAAUCUGAACAUUUUACAAUUUCUAAAUUUGCCACUCUGCUUGUUCUUUCACUUCAUUUCUCUACUCUGCUUGUUCAGUUCCACAAUUUUCUGUUUCGCAAAUACUGUUUGCAUAUUGUAUAUUCACACAAUCAAAAUCAAGUUCUCAGUAAUAAGUUUGUGUUUUGCGACUUGGUCUCAUCAUGAUCUGAAUGUUCCACCUAUGACAGAAAUCGGUCAUAGAGUGAGAUGGCAAUGAAGCAUGCAUCGUUACACUGUUGAGGGUUCAAGAAUGGAUCAGAGCAAUUCUAUUAAACAGUAUGGCAUCAAUGGAAAUUCUAUAAGAUUCACAGGAAAACGCUGAAUACAUUUUGUACAGAAGUCUGCUAUUGUGACUGUUUCUUCUGUUGGAACACAUUUUAUAAAUGUUAUGGUAAGUACAAAUAUUAAAGUUUAGAUUGGUAAAUGAAAU
This is a messenger RNA of Oncorhynchus tshawytscha (Chinook salmon), 4870 nucleotides long. Its product is annotated as acid-sensing ion channel 4-A. NCBI's taxonomy places the organism in Eukaryota, Metazoa, Chordata, Actinopteri, Salmoniformes, Salmonidae. Gene Ontology annotation, biological process: sodium ion transmembrane transport. Bases 568 to 2181 code for a protein of 537 amino acids. Gene Ontology annotation, cellular component: membrane. The record is from RefSeq and is a predicted model, not a curated record. Gene Ontology annotation, molecular function: ligand-gated sodium channel activity. The transcript has 10 exons.